Emiliania huxleyi CCMP1516 is the source of this 1107-nucleotide messenger RNA. RefSeq lists its product as hypothetical. The coding region runs from base 1 to 1107 and encodes 368 amino acids. The record is from RefSeq and is a predicted model, not a curated record. NCBI's taxonomy places the organism in Eukaryota, Haptophyta, Isochrysidales, Noelaerhabdaceae. The transcript has 4 exons.
AUGCUCACGUGGUCGCAGCAGCUCGGCGGCCGGCCGGCGGAGCUGGAGAAGCUCCCGUCAGACCACUACCUGCCGGAGCGCUACCCGCAGAUCUGGAAGCGUGCGUGCGACGCAGCCAUCUCACAGGCUGUGUUGAUCAAUCUCACGGCGCGGCAGCGGGAGCUGCCUUCGUGCUCCUCCGCCAAGAGACGAGCUGGUCUGGGAAGGAUGACGGUUGGGCAGCACAUACACGGUCUCUCUGGCGCCGCCUUUAGCUCCAGGGCGGUGUGCGCUCUGGAGGCGCCUCGCGGCCGCCCUGGCCGGGUGUGGCAGUGGCUGCGAGGCGCCCCUUGCGCCGCUGACGGCUGGCUCUGCCUCUUCCGCCCGUUUGACGAGCCUCCAGCGCCGAGCGCGCCGGCCGACCACUGCUCGAAUCGAUGGGCCGGGGCCGCUUCCCCGCGCUGGGACCGCUUCCUCUGGCUCGCCGCCUACACGCAGCUCAUCUCGCGCCCGUCAGAGGCGACGCUCGCUUGGGCGGCGGAGCGGCGGCGGGAGCUGCGGCCGCAUCUCGCGGGCCCGUGCGCGCGCUUCCCGGCCGUGUCGUUGCAGGCGCGGCGCGGAGACAAGUGCAACAGCGCGAACGCGCGGAUGCGGCCGCAGCACUCCUUCUCGUGCGGAGGCCUCGCGGCGUACUUGCCCGCGCUGCGGGCCAUCCGGCACGCCUACGGCUCGCGCGCCGCUCCUGCGCGCUGCGCGUCGCCACGGAUGGCCGGGGCGCUGCCUGAGCUGGAGGGGUGGCACGUGCUCUACCACGCCUUCAACCGCACCGCGCACGAGGCGCAGCGCUGCGAGCCGAUGCCCGUCUGCCAGUGGAUCGAGUACCGCCGCGAGAAGCUCGGCAUCGACACGGCGGGCAUGGGCUUCUCCCUCGCCGCCGACCUGCACCUGCUGGCGGGCGGCGGCGUCUUCGUCGGCCAGUUCGACUCAGAGACGGGGCGGAUCGCCUACCUGCGCAUGGCCGCGCGCCUCGGCCUCGCCCCUCCCUUCUGGCACUACCAGUCGACAAAGGAGCGCGCCCGCGCCUGGCACCCGUUUACGCGGCGGCCGCGCAUGUGGGCGGAGGUCUAG